CAUAAUAGGAGAGCAUGUUCUUCUGCAACAUAAACGAUGUCAUAUCAUUCAUCUCUUCAUAUCUCUUUCUUUUCUUUCUCUUCAAAACUUUCAUCCUUGGGUUCGAAGAAGAAAAAGGUUUUGACUUUGCUUCAUGACCUUCUGCUACUAAUGUCUCAUGAUCAUAUGUCUUCCUUUGUUCGAUAUCUCCAAGUUCUCUAUCAUACUUCAGUGCCUGCGAUUGAAAUUCCUUAAGUUGCAAUUCUAACCACUUACAUCGCCACAUAAGAGGACGAAUGAAUCUCCUCCAAUGUUCGGUUAACCGUUUCCUC
Molecule: messenger RNA, 311 nt
Organism: Linum tenue
Lineage: Eukaryota; Viridiplantae; Streptophyta; Magnoliopsida; Malpighiales; Linaceae
Source: the annotation of a GenBank genome assembly